UGCGACCGUUUCAUGAAUUGGUCUAACGCAGGUCGAUAUCGCAGGAUUUUUCGAUGAUCGGUCGUUCUAACCUCACUUUCCUCCAACAAAGACGUUUUCGUGUUGCUCGGGGGCCCAAAAACUCGCCCUGAGGCAAAAUAGACUGCGGAAAAUCAUGUGCGGAGGUUGCUGGAAAAAUAGGACUAGUGUUAUCGUUGUCAAAUCUGUGUUGUGCCUUUAGUAAACUUAGGACGCCUUUUUGAUAUCUGUGGAUUUCAAGAUGCUGGUUCAAUGCCUUCAGAGUGCACAUUAGGACCCCCCCUAUGAGCCCCUUUCAUCAGCGGGAAUGGCCGCAUCAGCACCCCUACCACCGCAUCGCUGUUGCACCGCCCUACUAGCCCCACCUGCCGUCCCCAGUCGCCAUGUUCGGUUGUAGCGCGCACGCAGUCUGUCCGAAAUGUCAGCACGAGUUCGAGUGUUGCAACGGCGGUCCGCGCAGGUGGUUCAGCGGAGGCGGGAUCAUCUCGAUGAACGACCCGCCCCUUUUUCCCACGCCGGAGGCGGCGUCUCCCAGCGUACCGCUCGCAUUCGUACUGCCCCCGUUUACAACAGGGGCCGCGCAGCAGCUUGUGCCCUUGCAGCCUGUACCGCCCCCGCCGCCGCAGGAAGCGGACACAGAGUUUCAAAGGUUAUCAGACAUCGUUCGGGAUCUGCGCCAAUCCGGCUGGUACUACGAGGGCCUGGGUCACUCCGAGAGCGACGAGUUACUGAAGGGCACCCCACACGGCACCUUCCUGGUGAGGGACUCGUCGGACCCCCGGUUUCUGUUCUCCCUGAGCAUAUCGACGGAUAGAGGUCCCUCCUCGGUUAGGUUGCACUACAUCCGGGGUUACUUCAGGCUCGACGCCCAGUCGCAUUUGCUGUCCGCGAUGCCUUUGUUCCCCUCGGUCAUCCAUCUGGUCGAGCAUUAUGUCAGGCAGAGCAAGUAUUGUCUCCUCAACCCACAUGUAUGGGUAGACGGCCUGGGAAAAUGGUACUCCCCGAUCUACAUAAGCAAGCCAUUGCGCAAGCGCGAAGGCAUCCCCUCCUUGAAACACCUGGCUCGCAUGGCCGCAAACCAGGUGGUACGUGAAGGUGGCUGCAAGUCAGCUACAGCUGCCCACGAGCUGCCCGCAUCUUUGCGCGCCUACCUGGACGAGUACCCAUUUACGCUCUGAUCUUGAUUGGUAGUACCGAAAUAUUAGGAUGUUUGUCAGGGUACGUUGUGUAGACCAACGUGGAUAUUGGGAUGUAUCGGAUGUUUGUACGGCUGAUGAGAACGCAAAGGCGUUUGUCGCUUGAUUUCGAGAGCGGAAAAGUCCUUUGCGCCCGACAUAUUUUAACACCUAAUAUGAAUUUAAAAAAUGUUUUCGCUUUUUCGUGGAAAUAUUCCUAUAUUCAUGUUUUAAGCAUCAGCUUGUGACGUCCGAACUGACUGGGGCUAAGACCAUAUACUUAAUACUAUUACACCAUGUGUUGUGUCGCUGCUUCAAUAUUUCUUGAACUGUAUACACAGUGUUCCGAACGUUGGGGCUUUCCUUUUCAGCAAUAACUACGUUUGCUAUAACAAAGUAAAAUUUCGACGUAAACGUAAAAAAUGAAAUUGAAGAUUAUUAUUCAUUUCAUAAAAAAUGUCAAGUUUCGCUUUUCAAUUGUUGCUCGUAAAUACUGUUCGAAGUAGUUAUCCAUCGAUUAAAAACCACAAGUUUGUUAUCAUCUUUCUCAAUUUAAGAACAUCUCUAGGUCUUCUACCUACAAACGGUCUUUGUACGAUAUAAAUAAAUCUAUACUGUUCGGGAUGGAAACAUCCAGGAAAACGAUCUGAAUACACUCGCAAAGUAUCAGUAGCAUUGUGAAGACACUCUUCGUAAGGUAACAUCAAAUCGAUAACUCCUUUGUUGCCAAUUUCAGCUUGUUCAAAUACUAUUUGUAAAUAAACAGCUAAGUUAACCUACACUCCGAGUGGCGCCUGAUUUGGAUACUGUCGCACGUCGUGCCCUUUCAGUCUGGAUACAGGAUCGAGAUGGCCAACUUAGGACUUUUCGGAACUAAGUAUAAGACGUCUAUAAAUUAAGUGAUUGAUUUUCUAAUUUUUUUUCAAUCAAAUAUAAUUUCAACUUUAUAUUGUCACCAUCAAAAUAACUUCCUUCUGAAACCACUCAGCGCUGGAGACGGUUCUUCUACUCCUUAUAGCAGUGCUGGGACUUUGAUACUGGAAUGCCUCCGACUGAACCAGAAUGGGUUCCCUUGAGGAGAUUUUUGAACUUUGGAAAAAGGCAAAAGUCACAAGGACUCAAAUCAGGCGAAUAAGGGGGCUGAAGAGCCUCAGGAAUGUUUUUACUGGCCAAAAGCUCGUUUAUUAACAAUGAUGUGUGGGAAGGAGCAUUGUCGUGAUGCAACACCCAGUCGUUCUUGAUCUGAUGAACGGUGGUAUGAGGCAAAUUUUAUUCUUCCCAGAUCAUUCUGACAUGAUUCCGGAUUCUGUCGAAUCGACUAUCUCCCUUCUGAAAAUGCCUUAAGCCACCGAAAGACCUGGGCUCUAGACAAAACACUAUCUCCGUAGGCCUGUUUGGCCCAAGUCUGAAACAAAACCUGACAACAAACCGUUGCUCGAAAUUGAUGUCACUCAUUCUUAGAACACAAAAAUAUUGUUACGGACUACCAAAUGACUCGAUCGAGUUCAAACUUGUACUGAAGGCGGAUCACAUGCUCCCCUUCAGCCCAGUGUUGCCAGAUCGAACGCUACGUUGCCAGUCACAUCACUUAAUUUACAGACCUCUUGUUACUGGGAAAACUUCAACCUAUACACUGUGUAAAUUAAACUCCUAACUUUGAAAACACCUUGUAUUUUGCCCAUCCUGACAAUUUUUAGAGAGUUGAGACGGGUUUUAGCGCUGUUGCAACAUCUUCCCUGACAUGGGAAGAAUUCGCGUAAUUAUUGAUGCAUCCGCCUGGUACAUGUAGUAUUAAGUACAUGGUCAAAACAACGUACCCCCUACCUUGCGGGGUUGAUACGCCUAUGUACAACCGAAGACUGCCACUACUCCUCACUAUAAUAUCUUAAAUUAUCUAUAGGCCAUUUCCUUGAACAUAUGUCAACAUCCUCAAUGGAUAAAACACAAAGUCUGUUAGAUUUUCCAUACACAAAAACGGAUCAGCGAUUUUUGAAUCUCGGAGUCUAAUUCUUGAAAUGGAGUCCUCAGUCUUAACCUAAAGGUGGAGUCACAUUUACGACACCAACUCAAAGUCGUGCGCUCAUGGAUGUUGCUUGAGUGUGUCGAGGUUUUGGCUUCCUCCCAGUAUAACCAUCGAAUACAUGAUUUCGAGAAUUGGAUACCUUGACUCGUACGGAUACAAAAUAUUGAGGUGCCUUAUUUUGCAUAGAUCUGCCGUUUUAGUUGGUCAAAAAUAGUAAUCUCAAAAAGGCAUUUUUAUAUUAGUUUUGCUUUGAUUGUUGCAAAACAAGCUUGUACGGUAAUCCUGCUGUAUCUGGAUAUGAUGAACCCUACCCUGGUGGUGCCUGCCGUAUUUCAUCAUAAUGGGUAGCGUCUUGAUAUAUUAAUAAACAACUAGAAGCAAUUGUUGAUCAUUCACUUCUAUGAUUUUAUGAUAAAACCAAGCAUGUGGUACUAGAACAAUCUAACUGGCUUAAUGGUACUCCCCCCUAAUGAACAAAUUGGCCCAACAUUUUCCUUCGCCGUCAGUUGGUACCAUAUACAUACCAACUUCAGGGAACACCAACAAAGUAUUCUAAAAUUAGCUGGUAAGCAAAAUGUAUAUUACCAAUACUGAACCACCAUUUGUUAAUCUUUUGGCUGUUUUUGAUUAUAUUUGGGAGAACUAGUUGAAACAAUCAUAUACAAUCUUCGUGCCUGUCAUACUUGCUCUCUGUGCCUAUUCUGCGAUUUGUUUCAUAUUAUAUAUAGGAAAGUUUGCACGCCACCUAGCUUAAAUUAGACUUAGACGAAACUUCAUGUUUUAGAAACUAACGGGUGAUCCAUUUAGAGGUACUCUUUCCACAACAAAAAUACAAAAACAAUAAACACUAUACUAAAUAAUAUUACUUCAGGAAACCGACCUCAUUAAAUUAAGAUAUUUACAAACACAUGGCGGGGUUGAAAGUGCAUUAAUAUACCUACUAUCAUUAAACAAUUGCAAUUCCUCCCAAUCACCUACAACCCCCAGCCACCAAUUUUCCACCCCUCAAAAUUUUGUCAAAAAUGAUCAGAGUCCUUUGAAACGUCCAAGUUUGAGGGAUUUUUUUUCGUUCUUGGUAUUUUUCUUCGAUUUUCAAAACCUACAAAUCUUUUUCGUCCUUGGCAUAGUAGUAACGUUGUUUGAAUAUUUCAUCCAAAUCCAAGCAGUACUUUCCAAGUUACAGACGGGCCAAGGAUUUGCGGAAAGAGUGACAUGGUUUUGCAUGAUAUUAUACAUGUCAUAUAUAGCAUCCAAAAACAUAUUUCAUUUUCAAAACUUUUCUUUGAAAUGCAUUUGUUAUUUGAAGUUCAAGCCAAUGACACUACUUGCAAGAUAUACGGUGAAACCAUGGCCAUCUAGAUCGUAUGUUGUCACAUCUCCAGACAUUUCACUCAAAAGGAGGAAAUUGGAAUUCCAGUAGACCGCUUUAUUAAAAACAAAUGCCCUCGAUUUUUUUUAUUUGAUAAUAACGUGACACAUACUUUGGAAAAAUACUUCUAAAUAAAACACCCAUUAUUGUCAUGUCAAAAUUUGUGAAAACAAAUGCUAUCGAAGGUAUAAAGAUCUGGUUAUGCCACAAAGGUGAUUAGCAGCGUCUGUACUAUAUCUACGUCGUUUUUUCGAAUUUUGUGCAGCUAUGCUAUUAUUCUGAAUACUGUAUGUAAUCUAUUUGUAUUUAUUUUUGCAACUGCAAGGGCAAUAAAUAUGUGAAUACAUAGCAAUAAUAUUCGUAAUAUUUGUAUUCUAGUUCUCCCAAAUUUACCAAUAUUAUUUUGAAUAAGCAAGUGUAGCUACAUAAAGUAGGCCAUAUUGGCUGAAGGAUAUUCAAUAUUGUAUAGCAUUUUUCGAUUUCUUAUAUAGGGACUUAUACAUGUUCGACAUUUUAUUUAGUUUAAUAUCAACUUGUCUGAAUCGUUUGCAAUUUUUAGCAAAUAAUAACAAUGCUGCCUUACAAGCAACAAACAUAUGUAUAAGAUCCCUAAGCUUUCUAGAAUACCAACAUCAAUGUAUAUAGUGUGCCUAAAUUACUUGUAUGCUCUAAGUAUAUUUUCGUAUCUAUAAGAUACUUAUUGAUUUUUUUUGUCCAUACCCAUAUUUAUAAAAAUCUUCUACAAAAUUUCAACUUCAAAGUAAAUUCUUGUAAAACUGUAGAUCUGUAUGUAGUGAUUUUAAUUUUAAUAAAAUAAUCGCAGCCCAACAAAAUGAAAAAGAAGAUUUGGUGCCGAAGAAGUAACAACUGAUUUUACAUAUCUCUGAUAUGCUGGUUUCAUUUUCACGUUCUUGCAGUUUUUGAGAUAUAAGUGGUUUAUUAUUUGAAAACGUGCAAAAUGUGUCAUCUUCAACCCCGAAAAUAUAAAACAGAAUUUCAAUGUUGCUGAGCGUAAACCUUUGUUUUUAAUUGCUGAUAAUUGACUUAUUACGUCAAUGAUGUUUAUUAAAUUGUGAAUGAACUUGCAUCUCAAUGUUUGCGUUUCAUUCACCAUUUAAUAAACAUCAUUGACAGGAUAAGUCAGUUAUAGGCUAUAAAAACAAAGGUUUAUAAUAACAAUACCCUCUUAAAUGCUGUGUGAUUUUGUUAAUGGGUAUGUGAAGGAUAUUUUGGAACUAUGAAAAUGAAAUUGUCGUGUUUUCAUAUUGUUUAAAAUUGCAUAUUUUCCACUUUUUUAAAUACUAAAUGCUUAUAAUCUGGAAAGUAGAGUUGCGAAAAAUCAGCGCAUACAAUGCUGAAAUUCACUUCUUACUUCUUCAGCACCACAAUCGCUGUUGGGAUGUGAAAUAAUUGACUAUAAUUGAGGCCAUGUUGAUAUCCCAGUGAAUUCUAAAUGGAAUCUGGUUCCAUUGAAUAAAUCUAGCAAUUUCAGAGAAAUUGCGUUUUCGUUUGGCCCCAAUAUUACGAGGAAGCGAAUAUUGCAGUUUAGUUGCAGUUUUUGACAAUCACUACUAUGUAUAUGAUAAUUCCAUUAAAUGUGUCCUUAUUUCAUUUAUGCCAAAAGCAUUUCGCAUUUUAGGAGACCUAUACUAGACAUCCUUCACAAAGAACCACGCACUUUACUUAUGGAAAUCAGAAUUCCGUUAAGUUGGCGGAAUUUCAGAUAUGUUGCAUUUAUCUCAUCGACCUGAACAAAUGUCUCAAUGGGUACAACCUCUUCAACCCUAAGGUAUGCGAGAUAAAAACGGUUAAAGUUGAAUUAUCGUAGAUUGUAAAGUGCAUAGUGCAUUCACCAUUUUUUGAGGUCAGGUACACCGUCGACCAGAGAUGAUGGGGAACUCGGAAAAGAUACAAAAACUAGGUUUAGAAAGAAUUUAACAUAAAUUUUUAUUACACAAAACGUCCAAAAUAACCUACUACCUGACAUUGGAAUAUUUACGCGAUUAUAAUAAAUGAUAAUAGACACAUUCACGAGACGGCAGUGCUAUCAACCACUUAUAUAAGUUUUCCGGUGUAGCUGAUUUAUGUUGCAAUUCAAUUCUGAGCAAAACAUUCUUAGAUUUUACAAUAUGUCAAGACAGUAUGCUGUUUUACGAUGUAAGUUGCUUGUGCUAAUAUACUUCUGUCACAAAUUUCGUGGCAUUUUGUAAAAUCUUCGCUCAAAGUUAAAUCCCAAAAUAGCUCACCGGAAAUCUGAUAUAAGUUUAUUUAUCAUUAUUGCGGAAAUAUUCCAAUGUCAGGUAACAGGUUAUUUUGGAUCUUUUUUGUCAUAAAAAUUGAUGUAAAGUUACUUAUAAACCUCGUUUUUGCACCUUUUUCUAGUUGCCGGUAUCUGGUCGAGGGUGUACGUAAUUCCAAAAAAUGGUAGAUGUGCUAUGUAAUUUAUAAUGUACUAUUUUUACUGCACAAGCCUUAUGGUUUAGGAGAUUGUGUCCGUUGAGACAUUUGUUCAGGACGGUGAGAUAUGCAACAUAUCAGAAAUUGAACCAUUUUAAAGUUAGUCCGAUUUUCAUAAAAAAAUUGCGUGGUUCUUUACGCAUUCGCAAACACGCGAUAAUGUCGAAUGCGUCAGGAAUAGGCUCUCAUACCUUUUGUAUAAUAUAGAAAAAAAAUCUAGUCCGAGAUGAUUAUUUUUUUACUAACUUCAAAUCGUGUAGAAUUAAUGUAUGGAACUUGCGCGAAUCGUGUCGGAAGAUUAACAAAUGGCAUUUUAUUUGUAACAAGUAAAUUAUAAACUUUGAAUGUAUUUAUAUAAUGAUGGAGGUGCGCGAAUGAAGUGUGAAUGAUGCUAGGUAAUUUAUAUUUAUUUCUCUAGAAAAUAUUAAAUUAUUUAUUAUUA
Messenger RNA from Acanthoscelides obtectus, 7484 nucleotides. Lineage: Eukaryota; Metazoa; Arthropoda; Insecta; Coleoptera; Chrysomelidae. The record is from the annotation of a GenBank genome assembly.